Molecule: messenger RNA, 1091 nt
Organism: Loa loa (African eye worm)
Lineage: Eukaryota; Metazoa; Nematoda; Chromadorea; Rhabditida; Onchocercidae
Exons: 4
Coding region: 382-1077 (231 amino acids)
Biological process (GO): N-terminal peptidyl-methionine acetylation
Cellular component (GO): Golgi membrane
Molecular function (GO): histone acetyltransferase activity; protein-N-terminal amino-acid acetyltransferase activity
Source: RefSeq, a predicted model, not a curated record
CGAAAGUAUCGCUCAGUUGGGUGUGUUGUUUUAAAGCUGCUUGGCUUCCAUGUAGGUUGGCUUCAAAUUUGUGCAAGGGUCUAACACUUGGAGAUCAGCUGAUAGUAUGGCGUUAUGUGGUAUGGGGCUUUUGAGAAAGCAUUACUUCGAAGUAUGGCGCAGUUCGAAUGUUUGGCUGCAAUAAGAUGUGCAUGCUUGCUUGCAGAUAUUUGCAUGCUUGUAUGGCCAUUUGUUCAUUUUUAUUCGUUGAAUGUUCGAACAUUAUUCCGGUCGCCUCGAUAUUGCGGGAUGGUUCAAACGGCCGCCAAAUUUGUGGUCAUCGAAGGUGAUGAUGGAUUGUGGACAUCGAGGGCGAUGAAUAUUUAGUGGACAUUGAAAGCAAUGAAGGAUUGGCGAGAAAUGCUGAGUGAUAGGGAAGUUAUGAAUUGUCUCCGUGAUGGAUCUGGAAGCAGUGAUGUGCAUCAGGAUGAAAAGUGUAGCAUACGAUCGUUGUGCAUGCACGAUAUGGAUGUUGUCAAAACAAUUUGCCUCGAAUCUUUUCCCAUACAGUAUCCGGAUUGCUGGUUUGAGGAAGUGCUAAAUGGUAAAUUGAUUAGUUUCGGAAUCACUUAUGAAGGUGCACUCGCUGCUAUUCUUGUUGCUGAGCUGAAGAUCUUGUCUCAGUGCAAUGCUGAGGACCGUGAUCUUUUGUCGGGUAACUGUUUGCCGGUAGUGUAUAUAUUAAGCGUUGCUGUACGUCCACCUUAUCGCCGGCGUGGUUUCGCUUCACGUCUGCUUGAUCAUCUUAUGUUUAUGGUAGUUCAACGACCACCAUAUCCAAAAGCUGUUUAUUUACAUGUAUUAGCUACAAAUUACGGUGCCAUAAAUUUCUACAAAAAACAUGGUUUUUGCCAUCAUACUACACUGUUGAACUACUAUCGCAUUAAUGAUACAUUUGGUGAUGGCUUAACAUUUGUGCUAUAUGCCAAUGGCGCAUGCGCACCAUGGUCCGUUUAUGAACUGUGUUCACUAUUUUUUGCAAUUCUUUGCUUCCCACUGAGGAUUAUUCUCAAAAUGAAAUACGUCUUGGGCCUGUAACAACAAAUUAUUAC